GUGACAUCAGCAUCUUUGUUUACGAUCUACUAGCCUGGUCAGCCACAGUUGCUAGCCUCACCCUUUACAUCGCUUCUGCAGUUUGCCUUUUGAGAGCGUGUUUGGAGGUAAAAAUUGUUUGUGUAGCGGCUCUGACCUGGUCUAAAUCAUGUCGGCUAAUGGACGUGGAGACGACAGCACAGACGCGAGGAAGGCGGACACAAAACGGUCCCCUGAGGGCUCUGUGUCUCCUAACCCUGGUCCCUCGGAAGUGGACGCUAAGGCCGCUCCCCACAACUUCAGGUACCGCCUGGACUACCCCAGCAUCGGACAGUGCAUCAUCAUCAACAAUAAGAAUUUUGACAGGGGGACUGGCAUGAACCAGCGGAGUGGCACAGAUGUGGAUGCUGCCAACGCGAUGAAAGUUUUUGCCAAGCUGGGCUACAAAGUGAAGAUCUACAACGAUCAGUCAGUGGAGAAGAUGAAGCAGGUGUUAACGACUGUUUCGAAGGAGGACCACAGCUGCGCAGCCUCCUUUGUCUGUGUCUUAUUGAGCCAUGGCGACGAGGGUGUGUUUUUUGGCACAGACGGCUCCGUAGAGCUCAAAUACCUCACAUCACUUUUCAGAGGCGAUCGCUGCAGGUCCCUCGCGGGAAAGCCCAAGCUCUUCUUCAUCCAGGCCUGUAGGGGGACUGAUUUGGAUGCAGGUAUUGAAACAGACAGUGCAGACGAUGAAACCACUCGGAUCCCAGUGGAGGCAGAUUUCCUAUAUGCCUACUCCACAGCUCCUGGUUACUACUCCUGGAGGAACACCAUGACUGGCUCGUGGUUCAUGCAGUCCCUGUGUGAUAUGGUCACUAAAUAUGGAAAAGAACUGGAGCUCCUGCACAUCAUGACACGUGUCAACCACAAGGUGGCAGUGGAGUUUGAAUCUAUCUCCAAUGCUCCAGGCUUCAAUGCAAAGAAGCAGAUCCCAUGCAUUGUGUCAAUGCUGACCAAAGAGAUGUACUUUACUCCUUGAUAUUUGCAAAACCUGUUAUUUUAAGCCUUUGUGAAGUUAAAAGCUUCAUUCUACCCAUGAGAAAAGGAAAUUAUUUUGAUAUUUUGUUUUUUGCAUAGUGCUUUAAUAAAAAAAGCACUAUGUAACUUCUCUGAUGGAAGAUUUGCCACCUUCUUGUCUCCAUGGAGAUUGGAAUGUUCCAUGUAUAGCAUUAACCUUAUCUAUCUCCAAGGAAACAUCCAUGUGACACCACCAGACCAGUAAGAAAGCAUGCUUUUAAGAUAAGAAAUACAAGGUAUAUUUUUGAGCAGUAAAAAAUCCUAGAUGUGUUUAAUCAUACAGUGGAUCAUUUUUGGCAACUGAUGAAGACCCAUGAAGACAAGUGGGUGACAGACCCUCAACCAGAAAAGUUACAUAGCGCACCAUUAAGGCUCACUUGGAGUUGCUAAGUAGACACUCCUGCUCUAUUUUAGCUCUGUUUUUACAAUAGUUUGAGCAUCAAGUUGCAUAAGACAAGACGGGUACUACCACUGAAACAUUUCAUAGUGAAUAUUUGAAGUCAUGUAGCUGUUACAAUACCAGGUCUAUACAUUUACAUCUUACAAACUUCAGGGAUAAAUACUUAAACCGGUGCUAUAGGAUACAAGACUGAUGUUUUAAGGUUUUUAUGAAUCAGCUCUUCAAUCUACUGUCAACUCUGAGUGAACUUAUUUAUUAGAGUACAGUUCAUUUGUGUGAAUUUGUCAAGUACACAUUUGAUUUCAAGCUCAGGUUUUACUUGUGUUGUUUGCUGUUAUAUAAACUACAAUGAUGUAGCACACAGUGUUUUAAGUAAUGAAUUCAUAGUUUUGUAUCUUCACUUUUGUAUCAUACAGUGCUACAGUAUAAUUCAAACGAAAACAAGUGUGGGCUUUAAUGUUUUUUACUAUUGCUAAAUUUCAAUCAUGCCUUCUUUCUAUAACACCACUUUGUACAACUGUGCUAUUGGAAUAUAUCAUGUGUAAUCAUUAGCAUUAGCUAAUGCCUAUAUAUAUAUAUUUGUUUUGACCCAUACCACUUGUUUUGACUAUAUUUUAUAUACAAAUAUACAUUUUAUAUUGUG
Molecule: messenger RNA, 2081 nt
Organism: Periophthalmus magnuspinnatus
Lineage: Eukaryota; Metazoa; Chordata; Actinopteri; Gobiiformes; Gobiidae
Gene: casp3a
Product: caspase 3, apoptosis-related cysteine peptidase a
Exons: 6
Coding region: 149-1000 (283 amino acids)
Biological process (GO): erythrocyte differentiation; keratinocyte differentiation; neuron differentiation
Cellular component (GO): cytoplasm
Source: RefSeq, a predicted model, not a curated record